AUGGAAUUAUUUUUAAUUCCGUUGUUAUUAUUAAUGCUGAAAAAUUAUUAUUACUGCAAAGCAGAAUUUACUUUUCAUUUUAACAAAUUCUUACAAAGAAAUUAUGGAUCAAAAGUUCAAAAAAGUUUAGAAAGGCUCGAUUUAGGAUUUAAUUAUGGAGGAAGUUUUGGUGGCAAAUUGGAUGAUAACGAUGAUGUCAAGCGAAAGGCAGUACUUUUUGUUCAUGGAGCACUUUCCAGUGCUCAAAUAUUUUUACAACACCGGUAUUACUUCAUUCAACAGGGAUAUUCUUGGUCCGAACUUUAUGCUACCUCAUAUGGUGAUGGCUUCAGCUCAACAAUUUUUGAUGGAGUUCAUUGCAAGUAUAUUAAGCAGAUUCGAUUAAUGCUAAUAGCUUUGAAUAAUUACACAGGCAAAAGUGUUGAUAUCAUUGCCCACUCUAUGGGUUCAGCGGUUUCGAGAAAGGCUAUUUUAGGUGGUCAUUGUUGCGAUACUAAUGAAUUUCUAGGUGAUGCCUUGACCCCAAUUGUGAAUACUUUUAUUUCUAUUGCUGGUGCAAAUUACGGUUUGGAAAUAUGCCCACAAAUUAUUACUAUUUGUAACAAUAUAUCAUCGCUGAAUUGCAACUCUAAGCUUAUGAAAGAAUUAAAUUCGCAAGGCAGUCGAUUUGAAGGACGCAAUUCUUACGAUAUUUAUGGCCUUAGUGAUUCCAUAAUCGGUCAUACUUGCUGUAAUAACAGAUGUGCUAUUCUAUCAAAUCAUAAUGCAUCGUUUGAGAUCAGUAACUUAGAUCAUUACUCACUUUUAUCGCAAACUCUUGCAUUACAACUAUCACUGCUAAAACAGUCAGAUAACCGAGAUCGUAGUAACAGUAUUACUGAUGUCGAUGAUGAGGAUGCUGAAGAUGAAGCAUAUCAUUCACGCUAUUUUCUUGUGACAUAUUCAGAAAUAAAAGAAAGCAAUAAUAUUUGUAUGCAUAUUACUAUUUUUGUGCUAAAAAUUAUAUUAUUUCUGUUAUUUUCUUUAAUUAAUCAAACACAGACAGUGUUUACAAAUGAUUUUAAUAAAUUUCUGAUUGAAAAUUAUGGUGAAGAAAUGCAAAAAAAAUUGGAAAGAAUAGAUGUUGGACCAGGAAUGAUUGGAAGUUUUGGUGGCAAAGUAAAAUCAGAGGAUAAAUUGAGCAAACGUAUCAGAAACUUCAUUAUUGCUGUACAUGAAUAUACACAAAAAAAAGUUGACAUAAUCGCAUUUUCACUUGGUGUACUCAUUUCGAGAAAGGCUAUUUUGGGUCAAAAAUGCUUGGACACAGGCGAACAACUUGGACAUAGCAUCACUUUUAUGGUAGAAACAUUUAUUGCUAUUGGUGGCGUUGCGAACGGAUUACAAUUUUGCAAACAAAGUGAAAAAAGUUGUAAGGAUAAAAAUUCUAUGCGAUGCAAUUCUUUAUUACUGGAAGAAUUGAAUUCGCAACCAAAUCGUUAUGAAGGUAAUAAUUCUUACGCUCUUUUUUCUUUUGGUGAUCGUGUUUUAGGAUUAAAAUGUUGCAAAAAUUUGUGUGGUCAGCUGCGCAAUGCAGUUUUUACGAUUGGUUUUCCAAAUAUGGACCAUUUUACACUUUCCUCAGCUACCAAAGAUAUUCAGCUAUAUUUAUUAGAAAAGCAUCCGACUAGUGAUAAUUUGCAUAAUGAUAUUGUAUUUAGUGAGAAAAUUGAAAUUUAUAUGUGA
Molecule: messenger RNA, 1725 nt
Organism: Thelazia callipaeda (thelaziosis nematode)
Lineage: Eukaryota; Metazoa; Nematoda; Chromadorea; Rhabditida; Thelaziidae
Source: the annotation of a GenBank genome assembly